This is a messenger RNA of Saccoglossus kowalevskii, 2150 nucleotides long. RefSeq names its product mediator of RNA polymerase II transcription subunit 4-like. Gene Ontology annotation, cellular component: core mediator complex; mediator complex. Gene Ontology annotation, biological process: regulation of transcription by RNA polymerase II. Gene Ontology annotation, molecular function: transcription coregulator activity. Lineage: Eukaryota; Metazoa; Hemichordata; Enteropneusta; Harrimaniidae. The record is from RefSeq and is a predicted model, not a curated record.
AUGGCGACCUACAUCAGCACAAAAGCGAAAUUGUUGUCGCUUGUAGAAGAAGCGGAAUCUUUAACGAAAGAAUUAUCUGAAAGUACUGGGGGCAGAACACAGAGACCAACGAAUCCAGAGGAACCACAGCUAAUUGAUGCGUUGGUCAAGAAAGAUGAAGAGAUUCGUGCAACACUUAAGCAAGCCGAGGCUCAGGGAGAAAGGCAAAAAGAAAUGGAACAAUUGCAGGAGCAGGUUGACAAGCGAGAUCAAGAUAUAAAGCAACUACAGAAGCAACUCAAAGAGGCUGAACACACUUUGGCAACUGCCAUAUACCAGGCCAAGGAAAAAUUGAAAGCUAUUGAACAAGCAAGUACACACAGUAUACCAGUGGAUGAUCUCAUCAAAUAUGCCCACCAUAUUAGUGCAACAAACUCAGUUACAGCACCAAUGAGUUGGGCGCCAGGAGAUCCAAGACGGCCGUACCCUACAGACAUGGAAAUGAGAAUGGGCAUCUUGGGUAAAAUGAGUAAUCUACCAACGGUCACAAAUGGUCAUCAAAAUGGAACUACAGAAGGUGCCACACCACUUGGUAUGCUUAACACAGCAUCAACACAUCCAUCAGGGUUGACAUGGCAACCGUCAACAGACAUGUCUUCGUCAACAUUGACACAUAACAAUGAGAGCAUAACGAACAUGGAUUUGAGUAUGGGUCCGAAUAAAGAUAACGAAGAUGAUGUUGAAAUCAUGUCAACUGAAUCAAGUAGUAGCAGCUCUAGUGACAGUCAAUAGCAUUCGUACCAAGGCGAGGUUGUUGCAAUUCACCAUUGAGUCAUCAAAGUACUGAUAUAAUGAAGUGAGGACUCAUCGAUACUGAGUAUGUCUCGUAGCCUGUCUUAGAAUAAUACUCUGAUUGGACCUAGUGUACAGAAGUGGUAUAUAAAAGACUGGCUAACAUUGAUGGUUUGAUAUUUCAGCAACAUUGAUAAAAAUAUCGAAGGUUUUAAGAUUCUGGUUUUAGAGCAAAACGUAUAAUAUAAUGUGUAUAUUUCAUAUGAGCAAUUUCGUUUUUGCUAUGGUGAUAUUUAUAAGAGCAUGAUGUUGAACUUUGCUCUGUAAUACAUACUGAGUAUGAAGUUAGGAGUGAGCAGAGCUUUCACUGAGACAAUUUAAGUGAUAUAUUAAAGGAAUGUUUUUAUUUCAAGAUAAGAGGGCAUGUUGAGAUUACAAUGGGCUUUUUUUUGCUUUAGAUGAAAUAAAUACCGCCAUCUAUAGUUCAUAAGACCUAUUUCUUUCUUUUUUUAGUCUCUAUUGAACAAAUUCUAAAACAGGGACUUCUGUUCAUUCAUAAUCAUACUUGGACUAAUUUUGUUAAAAGACAAGAAAUAUUGGUAUACAUGAAUAAUGUUUUGUCGAUCUUUGACUUGAUGUCUCUAGCUCAGCUUGGCCAUUGCGCAAAUCUUUUAUUAACCCAAAGUACCUAAUAUAAAUCUACAUACUUUUUACUAGCAGAUAUGGUUUUGUAAAUGUAACCAGUACACAGCUACCAUAUUUGGUCGUAUUAGAAGCACAUCUAUGAAAGUGUACAUAACCUGGAAAUUGCAUUAAAAUAUGAUUCAAUCAGACACAACGAAUACGCAACUAAUUGAGCAAAUAUCUGUAAAUGUUCUUCAUGCAGAACGCGAUGUACAUUUUUUAAAAAUUCAAAUGGAUAUGCCAAACAUCCAUACUAAAUUAAUUAAGGAUAUUCUUAACAAUUGGUUGUUCUUGAGUAGAUGAAACAAACCAUUUGGCCUGUUAGCUGCCAUGUGAUGAGGAGUGAAUUACAUUACCUGACAAUAGGCAAAUUAAAUUUUGCAAGCGAGAAAUCAACCUCCCAUUUCUAGCAUCUGAUGGUGCUGUAAUACCAGCUCCUUUGAGUUGAAUUUAACAUUCUGAUCACAUUUAUUACCUAGACUAAAUUUCUACUAGUCUUGAUCAAUUUUUUUUUCACAUUAUUUUGGUUUGUGAAAGGUUGUUUUUGGCAUUCUAAGAUUUACCUAAUCAAUGUUGUAAUGAUGAUGUCCCGUUGGCUAUCCAUGGAUGCUUCCAGAGGGCAAUGUGUUAAGCUUUAUGAAUAACAUAAACCAUGGUUUAUUAUUUGUAAAAUGAAAAGAAAGACAAACAGACAG